GUCAGUAGGAAAACGGGUAGAAGCAGCAGCAGUAGCAGCGACAGCAGCAGCGGGGGGAAGAGAUAGAGAGAUAGAGAGAGAGGAAGGAGAGAGGAAAAAAAAGGGGAACCGAGCGACAUUGCACACUUCGCACGUAGCCGUUCGUUCCCGGUAGUUAUUUAGACGCGUGUCCUAAGCAGAGCUCACAGCUCGGGCAAGAUGUCGACUUCGGAGACUCCCGAGUACUCGCCCUUUUUCGCGGUGAUGGGCGCCUCGGCUGCCAUGGUUUUCAGCGCUCUGGGAGCUGCAUAUGGAACUGCUAAGAGUGGCACAGGAAUUGCUGCCAUGUCUGUCAUGAGGCCUGAGCUCAUCAUGAAGUCAAUUAUUCCUGUGGUCAUGGCAGGUAUCAUUGCUAUUUAUGGACUGGUGGUGGCAGUACUAAUUGCCAAUUCACUCACAGACAAGAUAUCAUUAUUCAAGAGUUUUCUUCAGCUGGGUGCUGGUUUGAGUGUGGGUCUGAGUGGUCUCGCUGCUGGCUUUGCUAUUGGAAUUGUGGGUGAUGCUGGUGUACGAGGAACAGCACAGCAGCCAAGGUUAUUUGUUGGGAUGAUCCUCAUCCUCAUUUUUGCUGAAGUGUUGGGGCUGUAUGGCCUGAUUGUUGCUCUGAUACUGUCCACAAAAUAAAUCUUGCAAAUAUAGAAUUUAGCUCUGUCAUGCUAAUGGUCUUAACUCCAGAAUGUGUACAGUUGCAUCACUUUGGUAGUGAAUCUCUUGUAAAUGCGCAAUGUAUGUUAGUGAUUGUCUGUCCUGUGUUUAGAUAUUCAAUUGUACUGGUUUUAAGAGCCAGGUGGUUCAGUGGCUCCUAAUAACUUGUGUGCAAUUUCCAAUCCAUUUUACCAUUGAGGAGCACUCUAUAUAAAUUUAGAAAUUGUAAUGUUCAUUUCUUUUCACUGGAUAUUUUAUUUAUAAAGAUUUAAAAUGUUCAUACAUUGUUAUAAUGGAGCAAACUUUCUGGAGUCCCCAUGAUCUAAGUAGACUAUUGCACUGUCAGUAAUUGUAUUUGCUCAGAUCUCCUUGGAUGUAAUAAUUGGUGAAAGAUUGGAUCUGAUCAUAGUCCUUGUGUCCUGGUAUUGGAGUGAAUUCUAUUUGUGUUUUUAACAUCUUGAGGCACAUGUAAAUGUUUCCAGUAGUACAAAUGUAUGGAUAAGUGUGCACCCUGUUGGGUUUCACAUUUCUGAUGUUUCCAAAUAAAAUUUCCUCAACUU
Molecule: messenger RNA, 1244 nt
Organism: Callorhinchus milii (elephant shark)
Lineage: Eukaryota; Metazoa; Chordata; Chondrichthyes; Chimaeriformes; Callorhinchidae
Gene: atp6v0cb
Product: ATPase H+ transporting V0 subunit cb
Biological process (GO): proton transmembrane transport
Cellular component (GO): proton-transporting V-type ATPase, V0 domain
Molecular function (GO): proton-transporting ATPase activity, rotational mechanism
Source: RefSeq, marked provisional